This is a messenger RNA of Hydatigera taeniaeformis, 519 nucleotides long. The record is from the annotation of a GenBank genome assembly. Lineage: Eukaryota; Metazoa; Platyhelminthes; Cestoda; Cyclophyllidea; Taeniidae.
AUGCACGAUGUGGUGUGGAACUCGAUGAUUUUCCAAUUACAGGACUUUCAGGAGUACAUGCAGAAGAAUCCGAUUGAGAACUCUCUCUUGUUCUCUCUCAUCGGUUUAUCGUCUCAAAGUCAGACGACGAGAGGCAUUAGCAGUGUUGGUCACGGCGAGGAGGAGUGCCAUAGGGCAAGAGCGCUCACGAUGCCGGCGAGGGAGAGGCUAGGGCCUUCUUUUAAUGUGCUUACUUCAAUGCCGGUCGUCACGACAUCGGGCAGGGGAGAGGUGACCUUUUGUGAGUUACAGCGCGCCUCUCAGGUGUUCCUACGCUAUCAGACGGAGGUGGCAGUGCAGGCGGUAAGACGGACAGCACAGGCCAUGCAGAGUCUCGCCUCGCGUCUUGCCCUCAGUCCUGCAAAUGCCUGGCACGAGUGUGCGGCCUUUGGGACGGCUGUUAAGCGGGUCCUCAAGAAUCGACAUGGUAUUCAGGCAAGUGGCGACUUGCGCCUUGAAGUUUUGAGAUUGGGCCUGUGA